This is a messenger RNA of Silurus meridionalis, 1868 nucleotides long. It is a transcript of the gene erlin2, whose product is annotated as ER lipid raft associated 2. Bases 119 to 1096 code for a protein of 325 amino acids. The record is from RefSeq and is a predicted model, not a curated record. Gene Ontology annotation, cellular component: endoplasmic reticulum; endoplasmic reticulum membrane. Gene Ontology annotation, biological process: SREBP signaling pathway. Lineage: Eukaryota; Metazoa; Chordata; Actinopteri; Siluriformes; Siluridae. Gene Ontology annotation, molecular function: cholesterol binding; ubiquitin protein ligase binding. The transcript is spliced from 13 exons.
CCGGAAGCAGCGGGAACUUCCGGUGACGCAGGCGUGCGUCAUGAUGUCGUUGAUAGUUUGAGAGUCUCAGGUGUGUGAAGGGGAUUAUCUGAGGAAAGUCGGACAGGGACAGGGCAGGAUGACAGCAGGGGUCGUAUUGUCAGUGAUCUUGGCCAUCGGAGGCGCAGCACUAUUUUCCUCUGUUCACAUAGUGGAGGAAGGACACACAGCGGUUUAUUACAGAGGUGGAGCUCUUCUGACGGCCACCAGUGGCCCGGGGUUUCACCUCAUGCUGCCCUUCAUUACCACCUACAAGCCCGUACAGACCACACUUCAGACAGAUGAAGUGAAAAACGUUCCAUGCGGCACAAGCGGUGGUGUGAUGAUCUACUUCGAUCAAAUAGAAGUGGUGAACUACCUCAUACCCUUAGCUGUGUAUGGAAUUGUGAGGAACUACACUGUGGACUAUGACAAGGCUCUGAUCUUUAAUAAAGUGCACCAUGAGCUCAACCAGUUCUGCAGCGUCCACUCACUCCAGGAGGUCUACAUCGGCCUGUUCGAUCAGAUUGAUGAGAAUCUGAAGCUCACCCUGCAGGAGGAACUCACACACCUUGCUCCUGGUCUCAUCAUACAGGCUGUUCGCAUGACCAAACCCAACAUACCCGAGUCCAUCCGUAGAAACUAUGAGCUCAUGGAAACUGAGCGAACCAAGCUGCUGAUCGCUGCUCAGACUCAGAAGGUGGUGGAGAAGGAGGCGGAGACUGAGAGGAAACGAGCUCUGAUUGAGGCCGAGAAGUUCGCUCAAGUGUCCAAAAUCAAAUUUGAACAGAAGGUGAUGGAGAAGGAAACGGAGAAAAAGAUCUCAGAAAUUGAGGACAGUCGCAUUUUGGCUCGUCAGAAAGCCAGAGCAGAUGCAGAUUUUUACACGGCUCAGAAGGCAGCUGAAGCGAAUAAGAAGAAGCUGACUCCUGAGUACCUGCAGAUGAUGAGGCACAAAGCCAUAGCAGCUAACAGUAAGAUCUACUUUGGCAGCGAGAUCCCUCGCAUGUUCCUCGACUCCAGGAGUACGUCCAAUCCCACCGAGCUUCUCUCCGAGGACGUCCUGAACACGGACUGACGACGAAGAAGAGCCGAGAGUUUGUUCCACUGUCCCUCUUUCAUGCCGUUGGGAUAAACGGGUAUCUCAGAGGAACCCCAGAUCAGGUGGCAGCGCUCACGGUUCUGCUCUCGGUGUGGGGCGUCUCCUGACCUCCUGUGGGUUUUAUAGCAGCGUAUUCUCAAGAACACGCACUGACUUGUGUUUCAAACUUAUCUUCUGAUGUCUAAAAAACAAAGCCUCAGGCUGGAUGGUAGGAUGAUGUCUACUGGCCAGGAAAUUGUAUUUUUCUCUAAUCAAGGCUGAGAUGUAGUUUGGUUGUGAUGGAGCUCAAGCUGGAAAGAUUUUUUUUUUUUUUGUUUUAGUUUUCAUUCUUUCAUCACAUCUCUGUGUCUCCAUAUCAUGAGAUGUUCACCACAUGUUCAUGCAAUGAGGUGAAAAUAUACAUACUGAUAUACUGAACAAAUCUUCUCACAAGAGUGGAGACAAACACACCAAUCACGUGCCCUCGUGUGUUUAUUCAUAUCUUCUCAUAUCCCAUGACCACCACCACCACCAUGUUCUCGUGCCUCAUGUCUGGACCUGAGAACAUGUUCAGAUCGUCAGCAUGGCUGGUGAUUUUGACAACAUGAAUGUAUGCCCAGGUCCAGACAUGCGUGUUGAGAACAUGGUGGUGGUCAUGUGAUUAUGCUCACACACUGACUGGAAUGUUAGUGUUUAAAUAUUUCUGUUGAAUAGAUCAUUAGUGUUUAACCUGCCAGAGUUUUAACAUUAAAGUAAACAAGGAUUCCGA